This is a messenger RNA of Ceratotherium simum simum (southern white rhinoceros), 959 nucleotides long. NCBI's taxonomy places the organism in Eukaryota, Metazoa, Chordata, Mammalia, Perissodactyla, Rhinocerotidae. The record is from RefSeq and is a predicted model, not a curated record.
UUUCCCUCGCCUAGGUUUGCUGUGAACUUUCAGAUUGGCCCCAGUGACAAUGACAUUGCCUUCCACUUCAACCCUCGGUUUGAAAGAGGCGGGUAUUUGGUCUGCAACACGAAGCAGAACGGACGCUGGGGGCCGGAGGAGAGGAAGAAGCACCUACCCUUUCAGGAAGGGAGUCCUUUUGAGCUCAGCUUUCUGGUGCAGAGAUCACAUUUCCAGGUGAAAGUGAACAGGAGCUUCUUUGUGCAGUACUCACACCGUGUACCCUUCCACCGCGUGGACACCCUCUCUGUCACCGGCAUUGUGCAGCUGUCCUCCAUCAGCUUCCAGGUCAGAUGGUCCACCUGGCACCUGUCCCAGGGGUGGGGGCCGGGCCCAGCCCUGCCUUUCCGCUCCUCCUUGGCUUCAUUAAUGCUUCUCUUCACCCCCUGGCACGGUUGUCAAACUCGUUUGACAGUCCAGAUUCAUGGAAAUUGGCACAAAGUGCCCUCUGCAGUGGCGCCUGCUCUGUCUGCUGGGGCUGACCUGGCCCUCUCCUCCCGACAGACGCUGCCAUUCUUCACCAGCAUCCUGGGUGGGCUGUACCCCUCCAAGAGCAUCACCGUGUCGGGCACCGUCCUGCCCAGUGCUCAGAGGUUCUACAUCAACCUGCACUCUGGGAAUGACAUCGCCUUCCACCUGAACCCCCGUUUCAAAGAGAAUGCCGUGGUCCGCAACACGCAGGUCAACGGUUCUUGGGGGCCUGAGGAGCGAAGCCUGUCAGGAAAAAUGCCCUUCACCAGGGGCCAGAGCUUCUCGGUGUGUAUCACGUGUGAAAGCCACUGCCUCAGGGUGACCGUGGAUGGUGGGCACCUGUGUGAAUACUACCACCGCCUGAAGAACCUGCGUGCUAUCAACAACGUGGAAGUAGGGGGCGACAUCCAGCUGAGCCACGUGCAGACAUAGGCGGGAUCCCUGCCCAG